AUGAGAGCUGUGCGCGAGAGGGCGGCCUUUGCCGCCAUUUUGGGAGGCGGUGCUGUGAGGGUGGCAGUUGAGGAGCCUCGCCCGACCCCUGUUCUGGGCGAGUUUGGGGACAAGAGUUCUUGUGUAGAAAAUGUUAGCGCAUUGAAUCUCACAAGUUCUUCUUCUGUGCGAGGCCUGAAUAGCACAUGUAUAGGAAAAACACCCCUCUCUACUAGAUCUGUUUGCAGAAGCCAUACCCCUCUUAUGGGAUAUUCAGUUACAUCCUCAUCUGCAGUCUCUGCUCAUACUGUUGCGUCGGUUAUUGUAGCUGUAGUAGAAGGAAGAGGCCUUGCCAGAGGUGAAGUAGGAAUGGCCAGUAUUGACUUAAAAAAUCCUGAGGUGAUAUUAUCACAAUUUGCGGACAAUACAACUUAUGCCAAGGUUAUUACUAAACUCAAGAUUUUAACACCACUAGAAAUAAUAAUGUCAAACACUGCUUGUGAUGCAGGGAACACAACAAAAUUGUUCAGUCUGAUAACAGAACAUUUCAGGAAUGUGACUUUUACAACAGUCCAAAGAAAAUACUUCAAUGAAACAAAGGGUUUGGAAUACGUAGAACAAUUGUGUGCAUCUGAAUUCAGCACCAUUUUCAUGGAGGUUCAAUCAAAGUAUUACUGUCUUGCAGCUGCUGCAGCUUUGCUAAAGUAUGUUGAAUUUAUUCAAAAUUCAGUUUAUGCUCCUAAAUCACUCAAGGUGCGUUUCCAGGGGAGUGAGAAAACAGCUAUGAUAGAUUCAUCAUCAGCGCAAAAUCUUGAACUAGUAAUUAAUAACAGAGAUUCUCGGAACAGUCACACGCUUUUUGGUGUCCUAAAUUACACUAAAACUCCAGGUGGAAGUCGAAGACUUAGAUCCAAUAUCCUGGAGCCACUAGUUGAUGCUGAAACAAUUAACACAAGACUAGACUGUGUUCAGGAAUUACUCCAGGAUGAGGAGCUCUUUUUUGGCCUUCAAGCAGUUAUCUCAAAAUUUCUGGAUACAGAACAACUACUUUCAGUUUUGGUACAAAUUCCAAAGCAGGAUACGGUUAAAACUGCUGAAUCAAAAAUAACUAAUUUAAUCUACCUGAAGCAUACUCUGGAACUUGUGGAGCCUCUAAAAGCUGCUUUAAGAAGCUGUAACACUCCGCUGCUAAAGGCUUAUUACAAUUCUCUUGAAGAUACAAGAUUCGGAAUUAUACUUGAAAAGAUUACAACUGUAAUUAAUGAUGACACAAGGUACACAAAAGGAUGUCUGAAUAUGAGGACCCAGAAAUGCUAUGCUGUUAAGCCUAACAUCAAUGAGUUCCUUGACAUAGCUCGUAGAACAUACACAGAAAUUGUUGAUGACAUAGCAGGUAUGAUAACACAACUUGCAGAAAAGUACAGCCUACCAAUGAAAACAAGUUUCAGCUCUGCUCGUGGAUUUUUUAUCCAGAUGAAUGUUGAUUGUUCAACAUUACCCAAUGGCCAGCUUCCUUCAGAAUUUACAAAGAUCACUAAAAUGAAAAACACAUACAGCUUCACUUCAGCAGAUUUAAUAAAAAUGAAUGAAAGAUGUCAGGAGUCCCUGAGAGAAAUAUAUCACAUGACCUACUUAAUAGUGUGUAAACUACUGAACGAGAUCUAUGAACACAUUCAUUGCCUAUACAAGCUGUCUGACAUUGUGUCAAUGCUGGAUAUGCUACUUUCCUUUGCCCAUGCCUGCACUCUUUCUGAUUAUGUUCGUCCAGAAUUUACGGAUACUUUAGCGAUCAAGCAGGGAUGGCAUCCCAUUCUUGAAAAGAUAGCUAUGGAAAAACCUGUGUCUAACAACACAUAUCUGACAGAGGGUAACAAUUUUGUCAUUAUCACAGGACCAAAUAUGAGUGGAAAAUCAACAUACCUAAAACAGAUUGCACUCUGCCAAAUUAUGGCACAGAUUGGUUCUUAUGUCCCAGCAGAGUAUUGUUCUUUUCGAAUCGCAGAGCAAAUUUUUACCAGAAUAGGUAUGGAUGACGAUAUAGAAACAAAUGCAUCAACAUUCAUGAAGGAAAUGAAAGAGAUAACAUACAUCAUACAAAAUGCUAAUGACAAAUCACUCAUCAUAAUUGAUGAACUUGGCAGAGGUACCAGUGCUGAAGAAGGUAUUGGCAUUUGUUAUGCUGCCUGUGAAUAUCUAUUGAAUUUAAAGGCAUUUACAUUGUUUGCUACACAUUUCCUGGAACUGUGUCAUAUGGAUGCUUUAUAUCCCAAUGUGGAAAAUUACCAUUUUGAAGUGCAACAUGUGAGAAGCAGUGCUGGAAAGAAGGAGAAAAUUGCUUACACUUAUGCACUCUCUAAAGGAUAUACAGAGGAAAAGAACUACGGAUUAAAAGCUGCAGAAGUUUCCUCCCUACCAUCAUCCGUAAUUUUGGAUGCAAAGGAAAUCACAAAUCAUAUUGCAAAACAAAUUUUGCACAGGCAGAAAAGCACUCCUGAGAUGAUGAAACAGAGAGCUGUAUACCAUUUAGCAAUGCGAUUGGUUCAGACUGCCAGAAAUUCUCGAUUGGAUCCAGACAGUUUGCGUAUAUAUUUGAAAGGCUUGAAGAAAAAGUAUGAAGCCGGUUGUCCUGCACCUGGACAAAAUGAUGAGCAACA
Molecule: messenger RNA, 2633 nt
Organism: Cariama cristata (Red-legged seriema)
Lineage: Eukaryota; Metazoa; Chordata; Aves; Cariamiformes; Cariamidae
Gene: MSH4
Product: mutS homolog 4
Exons: 20
Biological process (GO): mismatch repair; reciprocal meiotic recombination
Cellular component (GO): nucleus
Molecular function (GO): ATP-dependent DNA damage sensor activity; ATP binding; mismatched DNA binding
Source: RefSeq, a predicted model, not a curated record